Juglans microcarpa x Juglans regia is the source of this 2764-nucleotide messenger RNA. RefSeq names its product protein FAR1-RELATED SEQUENCE 9. The record is from RefSeq and is a predicted model, not a curated record. Gene Ontology annotation, molecular function: zinc ion binding. Lineage: Eukaryota; Viridiplantae; Streptophyta; Magnoliopsida; Fagales; Juglandaceae. Bases 787 to 2436 code for a protein of 549 amino acids. Gene Ontology annotation, biological process: regulation of DNA-templated transcription. The transcript has 5 exons.
CUCUCCCUCUAGGCUCGCUGUCUCUCUCUCACGCCGAACCCUAGCCUCCUCUGCCGAUCGAAGUUCCGCUCCGUCGCGCCGUCGUCUUCAUCACGCUCCAUCAUCUUCAUCCUCGUGCACCGAUCGAAUGUAUUGUACUAGCUUACCAUCUUUUCCUGGGCUGGGCUGAGCUGGGCUAUAAAAAUCAGUACCAAGCUGCAGGCCCCGCCUUUAGGUGCUGAGAGAUGGUUUCAGCCAUUUACAACCCCAACCGGCCCAUCCAAUUGUCCACCAUAAAAUGCAACAAAAUCUUCAUGAAUCAGUUCAUUUUUGGCCGCAUAUAAACCAAUUAUGAACAACCGUUUACGAAGUUGUAUCUCAAAAUGUAUGGAAUGGGAUCUAUAAUGUCAUAUCUUGCUAGGCUUUGAAGAAAUUAAAAGGAUCAUAGCACCUUAAGCCCAAACUCCAGGCACAUGCACGUCAUCGAGAUUCGAUGGAGCCUAGAACUCGAUCAGUGUAAUUUCAACCAACAGGGAAGGGGAUUCGAAAAUCAGCGUAGAAAAUUGCCAUUUUUGAGAACGAGUCGAGCAAUGCGAUGGAAGAAUCUAGGGUUUAGGGGCUUCUGUUUGCCCCUCUUCUUUGAACAACAAACCAACUAAACCCGGCAAAAGUGAAGUCUGCAUCAGUCGCUUCCAUUGAUGAAGAGCCAGAUGGUGCAUAUGAGUCAUGAUUGAGCACAAGUAGAAAGCUUUUUGCUCUUUGCCUCAAAUUUUGCUCAGGUUGUUGCUCAACGUUAAACCGAAAGCCAUGAGCGGCGGCAGGCAAAGGACCCUUGGGGGUGGGGGUCAACAGAUAUUGGACCACCUGAAGCGGAUGAAUGCAGAGAAUACAGCUUUCUUCUAUGCAGUUCAGGGUGAUAAUGAUCACACUGGUGGAAAUAUAUUCUGGGCAGAUGCAACAUCCAGAAUGAACUAUUCGUACUUUGGGGAUGCCGUCAUAUUUGACACAACGUACAAGAUGAAUGAGUAUAGGGUGCCAUUUUCCUCAUUCACAGGGUAUAAUCAUCAUGGGCAGCCAGUGUUGUUUGGUUGCGCGUUAAUUCUCGACGAGUCUGAGUCCUCCUACAUCUGGCUAUUUCAAACUUGGCUUCAUGCAAUGUCUGGACGCUGCCCUGUUUCUAUAACAAGCGACCCAAACCCACUCUUACAAGUUGCUGUUACACAAGUUCUUCCUGAAACCCGCCACCGUUUAUGUUUGUCUGCCAUGUUCAGAGAAACACGAGAGAAACUGGCUCAUCUAUAUCAGUCACAUCCUACUUUUGAAACAGAAUUUAAGAAGUGCAUUACUGAGACAGAGACAAUUGAUGAGUUUGAUUCAUGCUGGCAAUCACUGCUGGAGAGAUACUAUAUUAUGGAUAGUGAAUGGCUUCAGUCAAUGUACAAUGCAAGACAACAAUGGCUACCAGUUUGCAUGCGAGACACUUUCUUUGGAGAGAUAUCUAGAGGUGAUGGAAGUGAACCUUUAAAUUUGUUCUUUGAUGGUUAUGUGAAUGAAUCCACCACCAUACAAAUGUUGAUGAAGCAAUAUGAGAAAGCUAUAGCAAGUUGGCAUGACAUGGAAUUGAAGGCAGAUUAUGAAACUACUAACACCAGCCCAGUUCUGAAGACACCUUCUCCUAUGGAAAAACAAGCUGCAAAUCUUUAUACAAGGAGAAUAUUCAUGAAAUUCCAAAAGGAACUGGUUGAGACCCUAGCUAAUCCUGCAACCAAAAUUGAUGACUCAGGAACUGUCGCCACAUACAGGGUGGCCAAAUUUGGGGAAGACCACAAAGCACAUGCUGUGACUUUCAAUUCUUUUGAGAUGAAAGCUAAUUGCAGCUGCCAAAUGUUUGAGUAUUCAGGAAUUAUUUGUAGGCAUAUAUUAGCAGUUUUUAGAGCAAAAAAUGUUCUUACUCUUCCAUCUCAGUAUAUAUUGAAACGAUGGACAAGGAAUGCCAAGAGUGGAGCUGUGUCGGAUGAACAUGCUUCAGAGUUGCCAAACAGUUCUCAAGAAUCUUUAACAGUGCGGUAUAACAAUCUACGUCUAGAUGCAAUCAAAUAUGUAGAAGAAGGGGCAAAAUCUAUCCACAUUUAUAACGUGGCAUUGGAUGCUUUGAAAGAGGCAGCUAAGAAGGUUGCUGCUGUGAAGAAUCAAGGUCCAGCACCUACCCAGGUCGGUACUCUAGUAAACGGUGUUGGGCAUGAGUUACAGGCAAAUCAAGGAAGUCAAAUGGCAACAUAUCAAUCUACGGACGAGAAGGAAAAGAAAGUUCGCGAAUUGACUGCAGAUUUGGAGAACAUUAAUCGACGAUGUGAAGUGUAUCGAGCAAACCUGUUAGCUGUCCUGAGAGAUAUGGAAGAACAGAAGUUAAAGCUAUCAGUGAAGGUUCAAAAUGCGAGGCUUAGUUUGAAAGAGUGAAGGCUACAUGAAGGAAAUAUUUGCGUGUUAAUGUAUAUUUUCAUGUACUAGUAGUUUGCUUUUUUUUUUUUUGAAUUGAGCUUGGCAAAGGCAUGGCUUCUGGUGGGUGAGGGGGGAUGUGGCGGAUUGUAACUUAUAUUUUCACCGUGCAGUUUAAGUACUGACAUGACAAGUACUGUUGGUUGAGAAAACUGUUACUUAAAUUCCUAUAAUUUGCUUAUCCACUAAACUUGUAUAGUUCUAUGACUUGUCUUAAGUUUGUAUUAUGUUUAAUUUAACUCGUAUAAAUCUAUAACUUGUUUCAAAUUUGUAUGGAUUUAAAUUCUCA